Anthostomella pinea is the source of this 1446-nucleotide messenger RNA. Lineage: Eukaryota; Fungi; Ascomycota; Sordariomycetes; Xylariales; Xylariaceae. The record is from the annotation of a GenBank genome assembly.
AUGGAUCGCUUUUCCUCCCGUUUUCGGGCUGCCUCUCGGAGGGCCUCACCCUCAGGUGCACGGGAAUCUUCUCCUUCCUUGUCUACCGCCGAUGGCAGACUGGCACCCCCCAGUCGCCACGACACCCCUCCUGUUCUCUCCAUUUCCACGACACCUACGUCCCCUCGUCCGGGCUCGAGUCAUAGCAACACCAGCAGCACCAGCAACAGCGCGCUCUACACUCCCAGGUCGCCCUUCCAAAGCCUGCGUCACUUUCGCUCUGCUCAUAAGAGGGCCCGAUCGCCUGCGCCGGCCUCGUUCCCUGCCGCGACUUCUCCCGCCCUCGCCAACCACGAUGGUACUGUUGAGCACGACAUGAUGUCGCCAGCGAAGGAUCAGCCUACCAACGGCAACGGCAACGGCGCCCACCCGCCUGUAGAGAAGCCCAAGGUUCCUAACUUCCUGACAGUCUCGGAGCAAGUGAUCACGUUGAAGUUCCAAGACCUGACCUGGCAAGAACGCAUUCGCCAAACCCGACCGGAAUUUGUACGCCUGGACGAUCCCGAGGCUAAGCUCCUCGAUCGAUACAUGAACAUCUUCCCCUGGGCCGACAACCGCAUUCACCUGCAAGUACCCGAAGAUCGACUCGACUACAUCAAUGCGUCACCGAUCAUCCUGCAGUCUCCCCUCAAGCCGAACGACCGCUCUCCUCACCGGUACAUCGCGAUGCAAGGUCCCAAGUUCGAGUCGCUGGAGCAUGCCUGGCGCAUGGUUGUGGAGCAGUUGCAAGGUCCAGCUGUCAUCGUUAUGUUGACAGAGACUCACGAGAUGGGCGCAGAGAAGUGUUAUCCUUACUUUCCACGAAGCGUCGAGAGCGAGGUGCUGGAGAUUGGCGAGGAUGACGAGUUUGGAGACGGAUUUCGGGCCCAGGUCACUUGCGCGAGCAUUGAAGAGAGAGCCAAUGGUGCAAUCGAGAUGCGCAAGCUCAAUGUUCAUGUGGAGGGUCGAGAGGAGGACAUGACGGUCUGGCAUCUGCUAUAUCGCAAGUGGCCCGACUUCGGUGUUCCUGCGAUCGAGGACAUUGACAGCUUCUUUGAGUUGAUGCAUCUCUCACGAGAGCUGAACGCGAGCGAGGACAACCCCCGGAUCGUCCACUGCUCAGCUGGCGUCGGAAGAAGCGGCACGUUCAUCGCCCUUGAGCAUCUGAUGCGCGAGAUAGAUUCUGGCGACUUGGAGUACUACAAGGAGACGCCGGACAAGCCCGACUAUCCCUCGUGUGACCUCGUAUUCCACACGGUCAACGAGCUGAGAAAGCAGCGCAUCCAUAUGGUGCAGGCCGAGGGCCAGUACCUGUUCAUCUACCAGGUGCUGCGCAAGCGGUGGAUAGAGAAGUACGGAGUAGUGGACGACCCGGGCGAUGAGCCGGCAGCAAAGAGGUUGGAGGUUGACCACGACCCAUUUCAUUGA